Messenger RNA from Cucumis melo (muskmelon), 613 nucleotides. RefSeq lists its product as uncharacterized. Lineage: Eukaryota; Viridiplantae; Streptophyta; Magnoliopsida; Cucurbitales; Cucurbitaceae. The coding region runs from base 146 to 613 and encodes 155 amino acids. The transcript is spliced from 5 exons. The record is from RefSeq and is a predicted model, not a curated record.
UGAACAUCAUAGUGCCAUUGUUCCUUGGCAACUUAUAGCUGAAAGGACCGGUGUUGUUAUGAAGUUUGUAAGUUUAGGUUAGGUUGUUUUCUUAUUAAUUAAAUGGCAAGCCUUACAUUUGGGCAUAUGAAGAUAAGGAAUAAACAUGCUUCAGAUGUGUGGGCCUACGGGCAUUGGAUUCUUGUACGGAAAGAUUGAUCUAUUGUUUGCAAUGCCUCCAUUCUUAGAUGGUGGAGAUUUCUUGACCAUUCCACAUUUGCACAACCUCGUUCCAGAUUUGAAGCUGGGACGCCUGCAAUUGGAGAAGCAAUUGGUUUGGGAGCUGCUAUUGAUUAUUUAUCUAGGGUCGAAAUGCAAAAAAUUCAUAGUUACGAAGAAGAAUUGGCGAAUUAUCUAUAUGAAAACCUUCGUGCAGUUCCUAACAUUCGGUUAUAUGGCCCAGCGCAAUUUAGACUUUAGUGUAUUUAUAAAUUAUUUAAUUAAGCAACGGUUUCAUGGACUACAUUUUUUCUACGUAAUUAUCGAUGUAUACAUCGUUGACACUUACCUGCCUUUGUUUUUUUCAAUACAAAGUCUCAAAUUCCCUGGGAUCAAAAUUAUAGUGACUCGUUGA